GCAAGAAGCAUUUAACAUCUCUGUAUUUCCCCUCGGCAAACGCCGUAAACCAUUUCCCACUGAAUAUCCGAUUAUCGGCAUCUUUUCAAACAUCAAUUUCGGCUCGGGAUUUAUAACUGCGACCGGGCCGCGCCUACAUAACAUAGCUCGCCGAUUUCCCACCAGCAAACCUUAAGCAAAUUAGCAGCAACUCAACCCCGAAUGCCGAGCAUCAUGGCUGUCUUGCCUCCGACCGUACACCAGAUUCAACCUCCGGCGGGAUCGGAGAUUGAUUUCGGGGCGCAUAUUGAGGGUAUCGAUUUGGAGAAUAUCUCUGACGAACAAUUCGAAAUCAUCCGCAACACAUUAUAUCAUCAUCAUGUCGUCGUCUUCAAAAACCAGCACAAACUCUCUCCAAAGGCCCAAUACGAACUAACCAAGCGAUUCGACCCUGCAGCCGACAACUACGGCCACGGCAAGACAAUCGACGCGAAACGCAGCAUCCUCCACCCAGAUCUCAAGACCGUCCCACAUCAGCCACAAGUCCAAAUCAUCGGCAAUGGAUUCGUCGAGUCGUACGAGGGCCUAGAGAACUUCCAACUGCGUCAUCCGCAUCAUCGCACGUUCCAUAAAGAUCAGAUCCCCGAUGAUAAGGAUUAUGAUUUCACCCGUUUUUAUCGCUGGCAUAUCGAUGCCGCGCUGUAUGAUCUCAAUCCGCCCCAGGUGACUACUCUGUUGGCGGUGCAGGUACCAAAGGGUCGUCGGCAGACACUUCUUUACGAUGAUGGGUCUGGCGAGACUAUGGAUGUGCCAUUGGGUACGACGGCGUUUGUGAGUGGUGAGAGGAUGUUUGAACUUCUAUCACCAGCGGAGCAGGAAUUUGUGCGGACGAGUAAGAUUGAAUAUGCACCUCAUCCAUACAUCUGGAUGAGCCCCGCCCACUCCCGCUCCACAGGCCUCGGCCUGCACUCCGAAGGUCUCGAACUACCACCAUCAGACCUCCCCCCCAUCGACUCAACCAAAAUCAAAAUCCUCCCCAUGCUCUGGAAAAACCCAGUCACAGGCAAACUAUCCCUGCAAAUCCACCCCUCAGCCAUCUGCCGGAUUCAUCUUGCCGACGGCUCGGUGAUAGACGACCUCGAGCGCGUCCGGGAGAUCGUGUACAAACUGCAGCGACCGGGGAUUAGUCCGCAGUAUGUUUACGCGCAUGAUUGGGAGGAAGGGGAUUUGGUGUUGUUCAAUAAUCGCGGUGUGUUGCAUUCUGUUGUUGGUGCUUUUAAGCCGGAUGAGGUGCGGUUGUUUAGGCAGUGUAAUCUUGCUGCGUCUGAAUCGCCGGUUGGACCUUAGGGAUGUAUAAUGUGUGUUUUGGUGAGAAGGUUAUGAUAUACAUUAAAUUGUUUUUUUAAGUUGAAGAAUUUGAAUUAAUUGAGGAGGAUAUUACGAAAUUGCAUGAGC
Penicillium subrubescens is the source of this 1434-nucleotide messenger RNA. Its product is annotated as TauD/TfdA family dioxygenase. The record is from RefSeq and is a predicted model, not a curated record. Gene Ontology annotation, molecular function: oxidoreductase activity. Lineage: Eukaryota; Fungi; Ascomycota; Eurotiomycetes; Eurotiales; Aspergillaceae. Bases 202 to 1326 code for a protein of 374 amino acids. The transcript has 3 exons.